GGGCUUGCGGUUCUAAAGCUUAAAGAGUCUGCGGAGAAGACGGAAAUGACGUUUGGCUGUUGCAUUCCCGGCUUUCGAGAGCGUUUUCUUUGCUCCAUCUUCUGAAUCGCAUUCACAGCAAAACAUUACGUACUUGGCGAUAGACCUAUAACUCACUUCCAACUCGCAUCUGGACCGUCGCCGAAUAUAUACCUUUUCUCGACGACCACAGAAUACAACAGAAAGACAUCUUAACUCGCAAUGCGCCAGUAACGCAGAGCGUCCGUCCCAAUAUUCCCCUCCCCGAAUCUACCUGUCGCGAUAUUCCGCUACACCAGUCCGCUGAAGCGGGCAACCCCCGGGCCCUCAUGAGCCAUGCCUCCAUGCCGGGGGUCUCGUCGCCUCAAAUAGGGCGAGACACUACCCGUGCAGCCCGGCCAAAUGCUACAGCACUGCCGGCUAAGGAUCCAGCAGUAUGCCCUACAGACGACGAGGCCCAGGUGCCGAGGAAGCCUCCUAAGAACAAGCGGAGCUUGGAUUAUGUCUGGCGAUCUGGAGUCGCAGGUGGUCUGGCAGGAUGCGCGGCCAAGACUGUUGUUGCGCCGCUCGACCGAGUGAAGAUUCUUUUCCAGUCUCAUAACCCACACUUCAUCAAAUACACGGGAUCAUGGCUUGGUGUGUCGGAGGCCAUGAAGGCCAUCUACCAGCAGGACGGACCAACAGGCCUUUUUAGAGGCCAUUCAGCGACACUUUUGAGAAUUUUCCCCUACGCAGCCAUCAAGUUCCUGGCCUACGAACAAAUACGAGCUAUUGUCAUUCCGAACAAGGAGCACGAAACGCCAUUCCGACGACUUAUCAGCGGGUCUUUGGCAGGUGUCACCUCAGUUUUCUUCACAUAUCCACUAGAAGUUAUUCGAGUACGGCUGGCUUUCGAGACGAAGAAGGAGAGCAGAUCAUCACUACGCUCAAUAUGCAAGCAAAUAUAUGAUGAACAACAAAAACCGCGCACUGUGGCUGGCCCUGUCGGCGAGCCUCUGCCAGUUGUGCCUGCUAGGCCCGGGCUGACCAACUUCUACCGUGGAUUCUCCCCAACGCUCCUGGGCAUGCUGCCCUACGCUGGCAUGUCUUUCCUGACACACGACACGGCUGGCGACCUUCUUCGUCACCCAAAAAUUGCGAAGUGGACUACACUGCCACAAUCUGAGAAUGCGCCCGCCGGGAAAGCAGCGCCUUUGCGGUCUUGGGCUGAGCUAUUCGCGGGUGGCGUGGCCGGUCUGGUUUCUCAAACGGCGUCCUACCCGUUGGAAGUUAUUAGGCGGCGGAUGCAAGUUGGUGGAGCGGUCGGCGAUGGCCACAGAAUGCGCAUCGGCGAGACAGCUGGGAUAAUUAUGAGAGAGCGCGGACUGAGAGGUUUCUUUGUGGGCUUGACCAUUGGUUACGCCAAGGUGGUCCCCUUGGUGGCGGCGAGUUUCUACACGUACGAAAGACUAAAGACAUGGUUCGGCAUUUAG
Podospora pseudocomata is the source of this 1490-nucleotide messenger RNA. Its product is annotated as coenzyme A transporter. The record is from RefSeq and is a predicted model, not a curated record. Bases 348 to 1490 code for a protein of 380 amino acids. The transcript has 2 exons. Lineage: Eukaryota; Fungi; Ascomycota; Sordariomycetes; Sordariales; Podosporaceae. Gene Ontology annotation, biological process: mitochondrial coenzyme A transmembrane transport. Gene Ontology annotation, cellular component: mitochondrial inner membrane. Gene Ontology annotation, molecular function: coenzyme A transmembrane transporter activity.